Verticillium alfalfae VaMs.102 is the source of this 828-nucleotide messenger RNA. RefSeq lists its product with no specific name. The transcript has a single exon. The coding region runs from base 1 to 828 and encodes 275 amino acids. Lineage: Eukaryota; Fungi; Ascomycota; Sordariomycetes; Glomerellales; Plectosphaerellaceae. The record is from RefSeq and is a predicted model, not a curated record.
AUGCCUCCCGACCGCAUGGCACAUAAAUUCACCUGGCAGAAGGACAUCGAGGACGGCGACGCACUGUCUCCGAUGUACAGCCUACCCUCGGAGCCGUCCAUCGUCUACACGCCCCCGGGCCUCCACCCAAAGGCACAGAUCCGCAACUGGUCAACCAACAUGUACGACCGCAUGGAUCCGCUCAUGGCCAAACGCCUCCGCGACGCCCAGGAUGCCGACAAGAGCGACGCUGACGCCCAGGACGCCGUCGAAGCGGCGGCCCCUCCCGCGAGCACACCGCCCACGGCUUCAUCGGAAAACAGACCCUACACGCAAACCGAGGUCGCCGCAGCCCUGACGUCGCCGCAGUCACGGACGCUUGCCGGCAUCCCCGCCUCAGCGGCCGAGGGCGUCGUGGCCCAGCGCUGGCAGACGGUAGGCCUCUGGCGCGCGCAGGAGGAGACGCUCGCGCGGCGGUGCGACGCCGAGCUCACGCCGCAGCUCGCGGCCACGCGCGCACAGCUGCGCAGCGUGCGAGCUGGCGUCGACGUCAUUCUCGCCGCGCGGGAGGCCGCGGCCAGCUCGAAGCUUGCGAGGCAGAACAGGCGCAUCCUGCGGCAGGUGAGCGGCCAUUUGAAGGAUGUCAAGUAUCAGCUCAAGCUGAGGAGCCAGACGCUCGGGGAGACGCGGGCCGUUCAUGACCGGCUUGAGCGGGAUAUCCUGGAUGUGCAGCAGGGCAUCGACAAGGAGCUCCAGAGGGCCGGUCUGAAGGAUAUUGAGGCUGUCAGGGCCGAGGUUGGAGAGGAGGUUUGGGAGCGGUUGGUGCGUGAUGCUGAGGCAGAGGAGUGA